Messenger RNA from Parnassius apollo (apollo), 660 nucleotides. The record is from the annotation of a GenBank genome assembly. NCBI's taxonomy places the organism in Eukaryota, Metazoa, Arthropoda, Insecta, Lepidoptera, Papilionidae.
AUGCCGGACAGACCGGUCAUACCAGACAGACUGGACAGACCAGACAUACCGGUCAGCCUGGACAGACUGGACAGGCCGGACAGGCCAGAUAUACCAGACAGACCGGACAGACCGGACAGCCUGGACAGACCGGAGAGACCGGACUGGCCGGACAGACCGGACAGACUGGACAGACAGGUCAGACCGGACAGACCGGACUUGCCGGACAGACCGGACAGACCGGACAGACAGGUCAGAUCUGGUCAGGUCCAGUCAGAUCAGGUUAGAUCAGAUCAGGUCAGGUCAUGUCAGGUCAGGUCCGUUCAGGUCGAAUCUGGUCAGGUACGGUCAGGUCAGGUCAGGUCAGGUCAGAUCAGAUCAGGUCAGGUCAGGUCAGGUCAGGUCAGACGGACCGGACGGACUGGACAUACCGCACAUGCCGGACAGACCGAUCAUACCAGACAUACCGGACAGACCAGACAUACUGGACAGCCUGGACAGACCGGACAUGCAGGACAGGCCGGACAUACCGGACAGACCGGACAGACCAGACAGACCGGACAGAUUAGACAGACCGGACAGACCGUAAAGACCGGACAGACUGGACAGACCGAACAGACCAGACGGACCAGACAGAACGGACGGACCGGACAGACCGGACAGACCGGACAGGCCAGAUAG